Messenger RNA from Toxorhynchites rutilus septentrionalis, 8702 nucleotides. It is a transcript of the gene bowl, whose product is annotated as protein bowel. Lineage: Eukaryota; Metazoa; Arthropoda; Insecta; Diptera; Culicidae. Gene Ontology annotation, biological process: embryonic pattern specification; embryo development; embryonic hindgut morphogenesis. The transcript is spliced from 4 exons. The coding region runs from base 1559 to 3769 and encodes 736 amino acids. Gene Ontology annotation, cellular component: nucleus. Gene Ontology annotation, molecular function: DNA-binding transcription factor activity, RNA polymerase II-specific; RNA polymerase II transcription regulatory region sequence-specific DNA binding. The record is from RefSeq and is a predicted model, not a curated record.
GUGGACAUAGAGCUCCUUCACGCGAUGAGUCCGGCCGGGGGUUUGUUUAGGGUCACCCGAAGUGUAAGCGCAAACGUAACCCGAUCUACAACUCUCAAACGCAGAGCUUUUCUUGUCCGGGGGGAGGUGAUUGUGUAGUGGUGCAAGCAUGGCCCAUUCGGGACAAACACAAGCGGAAAAAUUGAGAAAAGGCAACAACAAGUGAGUGCUCAGUCCUUUACUGUUGUUCUCUCUCCCCCAUAAGCUCUAGCUCUCGCUUGUUGGAGAGUCCGUGUGUGCGCUCGAUGAACUUGUUGUGCAACGCGCAGUCCGUUCAGUCUGAGAGAGUUAACCGUGGUUGAACGACGCACCUGUGACCGUGUCCGUGACAAUUGUUCAGCGCAAAUCCGGGAGUUUAAUCGAAGAUCCUUGGCGAAAAGUGUGCGAGAGAGAGAGAGAGAGCGCGUGCAGAUCCUUGUACGCAAUCAAGUGUUGAAAGAAUUUCAAUCCGGGCACAAUAUGACAGACGAAGAAGGAAAACGAUGAUGGAAUUCGCUCAAAGUGGAGGAAAAAUAUUUGAGCGGUGUUGAAAAACAACAACAACAGAAAAAAUGGUACAAGUGGUCUUGUGAAGCUGCUUAAGCAGCCAAGAUGGAGGCUGCUGUUUAGGGUCGUUGCCGCGAAAUGUUUAUCAGGGAUUAAAUCGUUCAACUGACUCGCGGAUUGAGGUUAAGUGUGUACACGCGUAGUGACGACUGGUUGGAGUUGGAUAAACGCGAGAGAAAAAUUAAAAUUCAAGUGAAUGAGUACGAUUCGACGGGUGUCGUUUGCGAUUUCGUCGGUGAAAAAGUUUAAGUGUCACCCCAAAAGUGGUAAAAGCUUAACAGCAAUAAAAGUUUAUUGAAUUUUGUGGUCAUCGCCCCAAGCGGGAGUGAUUGUUUGCUCAAAUUCAAAAUCAGAAAGGAUUAAAGCCUGAAAUCGGUGAGUGGUUAUAAUUGUGGCACCCCCAUCAGAGCAAAAAACCGCGGAUACUGUUUAAUAGCGUUGUGCAGUAUUAGUUUCAAAGUGAAAAAUUGUGAAACAAAAAACGGUGCCUCUGACCAAGUGAUACGCAUGUACAAACAAGAGGAUUGGUCAGGCCAAAUUGAAAUUAAUCAUUCCCAAUUCGGAUUACAAUUAUUGGAUUACCUGCCACCCGAUCGCAACUCCUACACUGUGUGGGGAUGUUUCCUGAGGGGAUCGCCGAUGGUAGUGCAAGUGUACAGCAGUGUCUGCUAGCGCUGCGCUGUUAGCGACUCGAGUGGCCCCUUGACCUGUCCCUAAUCGGACUAAUAAGACAGACAGCAAUAGCGACGGCGAUUUAGUGAGAUAGAGAGGGAGAUAGCGCAGUUCAACCGUAAUACAGAGCGAACAAACCGGCCAUUUAACCAGUCGACCCAGUUUAGGAGCUGACACAAGCAGAGAAAGGUUAAAGUUCUCCACCGUGAAGAAUGUAAUCUAAUGCAACGCAACACAACACAACACUACGAAAUAAGCGAGGAAUGGUUCAAACCAAGGCGCCUAGAAGUAUAUCGUAAGAAUGCCUGCCGAAGGCUCACUCGACGACCAUGGCAUCACGACAAUGUCACGUUCGUCUCGGAUCGACCAGUUCCUAGCGGGUGGAAAUCCUCCCUCGUCUCCAACGAUUCGCGGUUCCUCCAGCGGAGGUGCCUCUGGCUCCUCGUCUGCCAGCGGGAGUGGCGGCGGUCGGACUCCAUCCUCCUCGGGCAGUGGGUACGAUGGUCAGCUGGGGGGAUAUCAGCCGCACAUGAUGAAUCCCGCAGCGCAACAUCACGGCCGGGAGAGUUCGGCCUUCGUACCGGUGCUACCGUCCCGGUCACUCAGACCAAGUCUCUAUCCGGGCAUGCUGGAUGGACCGGACGGGAUGUCCAAGGAGGGAGUCCCCAAGAGAGGCUCCAGCUACGAGCUGAUGGCAAUGAUGGCGGACAAACGGAAAGAACUUGCACUCAGGGAAGCGGCCGCGGCGAUGUUACUGCCCAGACACGGCGGACAGCCGGUGCAAUCUCCCGGAGGAAUAUAUCCACCACCAGGGGCGUUUCUUGGUGGACCUGGUCCAUCUCCCACAUCGGCCGGAACGUUUACAUUCCCUCCCGGCGGUGUUGGCCUGUAUCCCCCGGGAGUUCCCCCCGGAAUGCACGCGGGUCUUGAUCGACGAUUGCUACGAGCGCCUGGCCGCGCCUCUCGGCCGAAGAAACAAUUCAUCUGCAAGUUCUGCAGCCGCCAGUUCACCAAGUCCUACAAUCUGCUAAUCCACGAGCGAACGCACACCGACGAGCGGCCAUAUUCAUGUGAUAUUUGUGGGAAAGCCUUCCGGCGGCAAGACCAUCUACGAGACCACAGAUAUAUUCACUCGAAGGAAAAGCCGUUCAAAUGCACCGAAUGUGGCAAGGGUUUCUGCCAGUCGCGAACGCUGGCCGUGCACAAGAUUCUGCACAUGGAGGAAUCUCCCCACAAGUGCCCGGUGUGCAAUCGGAGCUUCAACCAGCGCUCGAAUCUGAAGACGCAUUUGCUCACCCAUACGGACCACAAACCGUACGAGUGCAACUCGUGUGGAAAGGUAUUCCGAAGAAAUUGCGACCUCAGGCGUCACGCACUGACCCAUACGGUGGGAGACGUGCCGUCAGAGUCGCUCGAUGUCGGCGAUGAUGACCACAAUCUUAGCGGCGAUGAAGAUGAGACUGUUCUGGAAGUUGAUUCGCCGGUUCAUUCCCCCGCCGGCAGAAACCGAUCUCCGUCCCCGCCGCUUGAUAUGCCCGUUUCGGCCGAACUGGAAGAUGGAUUCGCGGACGAGAAUGGAGACGAGGAUGAAACGAUCAGCGUUGCAGGUCACGAGCCGGAUCCAACACCAGUAGUCCAGUGCCAUCACGAGAGACCUACCGGAUCCAAGAGUCCGUACACGAUGCGUCCGCAGUACGAAUACGGAAGCAGAUCUUCGACCUCUUCGCAAUCCUCCCAGCACUCGACUGCCCAGGGAUCCUGUGGAGAGGAUUUGACAACCGGUGGAUCAGGAUCCAUCCCACCGCAGCAUCCCCACGAUAUGUUCAUCCCGAUGUUACACGUUCGAAGGGAUCUCCACCACAAGAUAGGACUCCUCGGACGAGCGUCAGCUACUAUCACAAGCGGGUUGAUGGACCCCGGCGGUCAAUUCUUCGGUUCCAUCCCACUCCGGAAACGAGCUAUGGGCCCGGAUGGUGAGCCUCAUCCAAUUAUGGGCCGCACGCUAAUGCCCGCUCAUCUGCCACCUCCAAUGAUCAAUCAAAGACCAAUGAUGAAACCACCCGACGAGCAGCAGCAGCAGCAACAGCACAAAUCAAAUGUUCUUCCUCCAGAUUCGCCACACGAAGCGAUUCCAAUGAUUUCCCCCACAGUGUCCUCCUCUCCUUCUCUGCUCUCACCACAUAUUAACUCACCUUCCCUUCCACCGCUCCAACUGCCUCCACCCCCACCAACGCAACUCACCAAUCAAUCUCUCCCCCUUCCAAUCAAUCUUGUGAAUCUGUCCAACCUCCCGCCCUCGGCUUCCUCCCAGCCAACGCCGCCGAGUGCUUCGGUCCCCCAAGCAUCCACUGUCACAACGCAACCACAACCAUCGAUAUCGGCGGGCGGCGGCCCAUCAUCCCAGCACCCAAACCCGGUGUCCCUUCAACCCCCACAGCAACAACAACUACCACCCCCACCACCACCUCCCCGCAAGACUGGUUUCAGCAUAGAGGACAUCAUGCGCCGCUAGAAUCAAUCAAGCCGUGGUUAAUUAAUGCUAACGAAUUCUUUGAAUGUACAAAAACAACACUGACAACAAUGACGACAACGACAACGACGACGGAGACGCCAACACCGGUCAAAGGCGUCGAUGUCAGCCUUUCUCGACGCCACAUUCGACCGACCGACCGAUCGAAUGCGCCGCCGAUUUAUUAUUGAUGGCUUCCGUUGCGCGCUUCUUCCGAGCGAAAUUGCAUCUGCUCGUUGGCGGCGGCGGCUGCUGUUGAGAUGCCUUUGCGGUUCCAGUGGCACUGCUGGUAAUUAAGACGGGUGACGCGUUUUUGCUCAGUGGCGGAGUGCGCGCGGGUGUUGCAAGUAGCUAGCAAGCGCGUUGAGAUGAAUUGCGGGAGCGAGCGCUUGGUGAUAAAUGUUGUUCGACCUGUUUGGGUUUGUUUCUAACUAUUGUUCAGAUGGAAAGCAGAGGCCAGUGAUGGGUUUUGUUAGAAUGAGUAAUUACCAGGUAAUUGAAUAAGUUUUGUCGAUUGAUAAGGAAAACACGGUUUUGUGGUUUGAAACACAUCUAUGUGUUUCUAUGCUAUUAUCCAAUGCACUGCCGUUCUACGCAUAGUUGUCCCAUGUUACUUUUUGACAAAUUUCACUCUUCAAAAACGAUGUUAGUGCAAAAUACAAAAAAAUACAAAUACACAACCAGUAUUUAAAAAACAACAUGCAGUUCAAUUGUCUUAUGUUGAUAUGCUAGUAUUUUUAAACCUAGUAUAACUUUUCGGUCUAUGUGAAUAUACAGUGGAACCCCGAUUAUCCGCGAGCGGAUGAUGCACGAUGCGGAUUAUUCACAACAGCGAGUUCCGGAAUUUGUCAGUGAAUGAUAACGUCCAUCUCCACUAACGAUCGGUUCGAGUAGUGGGCCGACGCCAGAUCGGCAGCAGGAACGGCAGCCACUUCGUACUUGAAUUUUUUUCUGUUCACGGCCAGUCCGGAGCUAAAGAAGAGCGGCUUUGCCCCUUCUCGCUGAUUGUCAGCCACAGCAGAAAAAAAGAAUGAAAUGAUAUAGUUAAGUCGGUGGAGGGAGAUAGCGACUAAACGCCCGACUGUCGUUUUGGGGGAGAAACUGUGUGAAGAAGCCAAAAGUCAUUACCAACUGAAUACGGAUAUAGUCAAUCAGAUAGUCAGCUGACUAUCCUCAGUUGACUAUGACUAUGCAGAGCCCUGUUCCCAGGCAUAAACUCGGUUCUCCCAAGUCCUGUUUCAGGACAUUGCCCACACGAUCGGUCUUAGCCGCAUCGCUGCUGCUGAUGAGGAUGUCAUCUACGUAAAUUAGCCAGUAAUAUUUGAUUCCAUUAGCUAUCUUGACGUACAGACAUUCAUUCGAAUCGCUUCCCUUGAACCCCAGGUGUAACAGUAUAACAUGCAGCCGCUGAUUCCAGCAUUUGGCUGAUUGCUUGAAGUCCCCUUCCCGCCAGGAUUUUUUUCAGCCAAGCACAAGAAUACUCGCCCCCAUCAUCUGCACGAAGGCAGUUGGGUGAUUUACCAAAUUGUGUCUGGAUCUAUCUUCUCGGUAGCUUCCGACUUGUUGGUCAACAAAUAUAACACUCAGUAACGACUGAAAUAGUCCUCAUGUUCAUAAAAUAACGCUUCCUGCUUGGCGUCGCUUCUUCCCGAGGUCCACACAGGUCGUGGUGGAUUAGAUCUCCCGUCGCGCUUGACUUUGAUCCUGAUGCUUUUGGGAACGACGAACGGGCCAUUCUCCCCUCAUAGCAUACUCCACAUUCCGGCUCGAUAGCACACUCACGCAAGUCUAAACCAACGCCAAAAUCGUUAUGUAUAAUCUUCUUCAAACCCUGGAAGUCUAUGUGGCGCCGAUGCCAUAUGUGUUAUGUAGAUGCUACUAUGUCCGGUGAUCGCCAUCAGCGUUCGCUGUACACCAGGUUUCAGGUGAUAAAGGUUACCACUACGAAGUCCCGUAAUGAAAACUCUACCAUUUUUCUUUUUUCAACAACAAUUUUUAUGGGAAAUAGCGCUGCACCCCUCGUCCUUCACACAGCUUUCUCGCUGAAAGUAGGCUUCCCGUCAGCGCAGGAACGUGGUAUACCUGUUUCAGCUUGACGACAACAACCUUUCCAUCUCCGUUUACCUUAUGAAACUUGAUGGAACCAAACCCCGCUGCAAAUAUCUUCUUUCCAUUGGUCAGGCCAAUGCUCGUGGUUGUCAGACUUACUUCCUCCAGAACCGACGCGAUGCUGGUUAUAUGAAAGUUGGAUCAUAAGUCGAGGAACCACAACGUAGAACAUCCUUGCGGUUCAGGUCCAGUCGUCAAAUGUUCCCCAUCCGCUUUCUGUUUAUCUCCUGCAACAACUCCUAGUGCAGACUGGAUAAAAUAAUCGCUACCAGCCAAUUGUCAGUCAGUGGAUCGUCCACACUCGAAAGACGUUUCGAGAGCUGAAUGAUUUCGACGAGAUGUUCAGCCACAUUUCCGUACUUCGACAGCUGCAACCGGAUAUGUCUCCGCAAAACAAGAAUUUACAAUCGCGUUGUAUUCGUGGCAAGUUUGGCUAUCCUCAAUGGGCAAUCCGAUCAGAGCUUGCGCCUUAUCGUAUUUGGUUAUCCAGGCAGCAUCAGGCUCAGUGGGCUUCUCUUUCUCGACAACGUCCUUCAAUCAUUGCUUCGUCAGCAAUAGGUCGACACGAAAUUUCACGUUGUUUUAUAAUUUUCGCGGACACGAAUACAACGCGAUUUCCACCGACGAGUACAUUUUCCGCUCUCGCGACACUGGGCCCAUUAACUUUUGGACAAAAACGGAUUUUACUAAAAAUAAUAAACGUGUUUACUACAAGAAAAUGUUUAUUCACGUCUAACUACAUCGAGUGCUUUUUAUAUUUGAAUGAAUGCAUGAGAGAGAACUAAUAUUAUGAGACAUGGGUGAUGGUUGGUCCGUGCUGUCAGGUAGCCCAAUUCGUGAUAUUUAGAGCGGAGGAAGGUGAUAUCACGACACCAAUGCCAUCUAUGUAUCAAAACAGGAAACAUUCCAGCUCAUGUAGACGAACCGACGAACUCAAUUGACGAAUCUACGCAAAGCUGUUUCAGCUCAUGCCACAAAAGUGAUGAUGUUUGUUUUUUCUACGCACCUAAAAGCAAGGUUCGAUCGUGAUUAUUCCUUUUAUUUCAAUUUAAAUUCAUUUCAACCACUAAUUAUCGACUGUAAUUGGUAAGAAAGUCAGAUUUUGGUACAUUUACAAUGGUUUCAACACGCGAUUGAACCAAUAUCAUAGAUUAUCUUCGAAAUUUUUGUGUAUGAUAAUGCAUAUAGGUUAUGAGUAUUAACUUCCGUACGAUUUUCAGAAACUCAUGUUGUGGAUAAUGGUGAUCGAUAUCAUAUUAAGUUGGUUGAUACCAUUGGUUACGCAGGGGAUUCCGUUUGAACGAUACGAGAAGGAUCUGCAGUAUUUGAAGCAUAACAAAUGGUGCCCAUCGUUAGCCUAGUAAAACAAAUGUAAAUUACAACACUUAUAUCAAUCCAUUCUUCAUGUUAUUUACGAAACAGUAUAAAAUUAUGAUUUUCUAACCAUUCAAUGUAGAAAGAAUCCUAGAAACCGGGAAAUUUGAAGAAAAAACAGAUUUUUCUUAAAAAUUUAACGAAUUUCAAACCAAAACAUCAUCAUUUUACUCGCUGCGCCAUCUGGUUGAAAAUCUAACGUAAAUUCGUCAAUAACGUCGUCUCUUAUCGAUCGAAAAAGUUCAUUGGACAAUCUAAAAUCUCCAGUUGAAAUUUUUUUCAACACUUUGCCUCAACUUGAAACCGAAUCUCGCCCCCUCCCUGUUUUUACGCACCAACAGAAGCUACAGAGGUAAUUCACUUCUAACUCAUACGCGGCACCCCGCCCAUCAAGUCAGGCGGGGAGUUCAUUCCAUCACCCACCAAAAUCGCCGGGGUUCGAAUGGUCGAAUGUGUGGCACACAGAGACGAAAUUCAACACCUCGCGCCGGGUGUUGGCUUACACCGUCCACCGCCGCCGCCGCCAGUCAGAUAGCGCGGAAGACCCACAAAGUAUCGGUUGGCACAGCCAACGGAAAGACACAUACCUGCCCCACCAAAAGGUACCCAAACUUGACACGCACUUGCGAAAAGACAACAAACGGCGCUGAAAGAACUGUUUAAAAAUAAGGUUUUUUUUUGGGGGAUCUCCAACAGGAAGAGUGACAAGAAAUUGGGCCGGAGCAGAAUAAAAGAAGAAAAAGAACUCAUAAGUUGAGUGCGGCGUAAUUGAAGGGAACAAGUUAGUUUUAUAAGAGUUUUAUUGUGCUGGCAACAGAAAGAGGAUGUUAUGGGGGGAGGAAGGAAGUGAGUUUGUGAGGAACUCGAUAGUUUUAAGCAUUACGUCCUGCUCAAAGAGUGGUGUGUUUGCGAGUAGUGCAAGAAGACCAUGUUUAAAGUGUAAGAUUAGGUUGGAGUAAAUCCGAAUGAUAAUUUUUCCGUUGUAGCGUUUUUUGUUUUGUUUUAUGAUACGUACGUUUGGGGGGAAAGUUCUCCUGCAAUCGAAUUGUACAGCGAAUAUUGUUCCGAACAAUGAAAGACAGUGUUAGUGAUAUACAAUAAGAUUUAAGAAAGCAUAUAAGGAAGAUAACAUAUUCUCGAGUUGGUUCCGUUAGUUUCUAGAUUUCAUAGUUUUCCGUUUCUAGCGUAGGACUUUAUUACGUUUUCAGUUCUGUUUCACAGUGGCAUCGAAUCAUGUACAUUUGCCAUCGAUAAUUUAACACAGUAUACUUGAUAGGAUCACGCAAAAAUAAACUCAAAAGUUUACGGUAGAUCAAAUUAGAGAUAAUCCCUAGAUUCAAUCGGUUAAGCAUAAGUUAUUUGUGAUUCAUUCAAACGGUCAUAAUUCAUUCCAUAUGUCUGACAGGAAUUCUACGAUAAGCGGCCAAUUGUACUUUUCAGAUGAAAAUAAAGA